Messenger RNA from Chenopodium quinoa (quinoa), 703 nucleotides. Its product is annotated as RING-box protein 1a. Lineage: Eukaryota; Viridiplantae; Streptophyta; Magnoliopsida; Caryophyllales; Amaranthaceae. The transcript has 5 exons. Gene Ontology annotation, cellular component: cullin-RING ubiquitin ligase complex; nucleus. The coding region runs from base 58 to 399 and encodes 113 amino acids. Gene Ontology annotation, molecular function: cullin family protein binding; ubiquitin protein ligase activity; zinc ion binding. The record is from RefSeq and is a predicted model, not a curated record. Gene Ontology annotation, biological process: ubiquitin-dependent protein catabolic process; protein ubiquitination.
UUAAAUAAAAUAAGCUGGUGGACAUCAAUCGUAAAUUUUCUCUCUCCUCUGAAAUCAAUGGAUUCCGACGUAGUUAUGGUUCCCGCCGGCGAAGGUUCCAGCGCCGCCGGCCCUUCUUCCAAGAAACCCAAACGUUUCGAGAUCAAAAAGUGGAACGCCGUCGCUCUUUGGGCUUGGGAUAUUGUUGUCGACAAUUGUGCUAUUUGUCGUAAUCAUAUUAUGGAUCUUUGUAUUGAAUGCCAAGCUAAUCAAGCUAGCGCUACGAGUGAGGAGUGCACUGUUGCCUGGGGUGUCUGCAACCAUGCCUUCCAUUUCCACUGCAUCAGCCGUUGGUUAAAAACUCGACAAGUCUGCCCGUUAGAUAAUAGUGAGUGGGAGUUUCAGAAAUAUGGCCAUUAGUUUUGGUUAUGCAGAAUAUGUACAGCAGCUUUCUUUAGCUCAUUUGGGGAUGGUCAGUGGAUAUUUUGUGAAAAAAAAAUCCGGUUUCAGCAAAUUGCCUUUUUUUUUUUUUUCCCCGCGGUUAAAGUUGUGAAGAAUGUCCUAAUGUUUCCCAAGUUGCAUUGAAGUCUUGAGAUUACAUGCUCUGGAUAAGCACUUGAUUAUCUGUGUAACCCUUGAAUCUGAAAUUAGAUUGUUUCUACUUAUGGAUAAACGAUUCCCAUGCUAUCCUUGAAAAGCUGCUACAUUUUCUUUCAUUCUAUGU